GGCGGUGCAGCAUGCUUCAACUCUCGUCGCUGACUCAACUUUGCUUUUUCCCCUCCAUGAACAAAGCACUGACUCCGCGUGAAAAACCAGCUUGUGCUUGUCACUACGGUUGUUUUUCUGUCUGCACUCUGCUAGAUAACCUGUCUUAGAUUAUAGGACAAUUUUCUCUUGCGGAGUUUACCCCCCCUUUUACCCGUUUUAACAAACAGUGCGCGGCGUUUUAUCUCCCCGGUGCCAUAUAGACCCCCCUCCACCAUGCCGACCAUCGCCGUGGAUAAGGCUGCUCUCUUCAAGGAGCUGGGGCGAGAGUAUACUACAGAGGAGUUUGACGAACUAUGCUUUGAGUUCGGCCUUGAACUGGACGAAGACACCGAGAAUUCAGAAAGACCGUUCGUAAAUGGGAAACAAGAACCCCCGCAAUUGAAAAUUGAGGUUCCCGCGAAUCGAUAUGAUCUCCUCUGCAUUGAAGGCAUUGCUCUCAUGCUGAAUAUCUUCCGUGAACGAACUCCGUCACCCCAAUAUCGCCUUGUUUCGCCUCCCAAUGGCGAAUUGGAAACAAUCGUCGUAAAAGAGGAGACGACGAAAAUUCGCCCUUAUAUUUCCGGCGCCAUCCUUCGGAAUGUCCACUUCGAUCAAGCUCGGUACGAAUCCUUCAUCGCCCUUCAGGACAAAUUGCACCAAAAUCUUGCCCGUCAGAGAACGUUAGUGGCCAUUGGAACACAUGACUUGGAUAAACUCAAGGGGCCCUUCACUUAUGAGGCUUUGCCUCCAAAGGAUAUCAGCUUUGUCCCUUUAAGUCAAACACAGAAAAUGAAUGGAGAGGAGAUGAUGGAGUUCUAUGAGAAAGAUAAGCACAUAGGGAAAUACCUUCAUAUUAUCCGAGAUUCUCCUCUGUACCCCGUUAUUUAUGACUCAAACCGUGUUGUCUGCUCGCUGCCACCAAUUAUCAAUGGUGACCACUCGAAAAUCACCUUAAACACCAAGAAUGUGUUCCUCGAGUAUACAGCAACUGAUAAAACCAAGGUUGAGGUUGUGAACAAUAUCAUGGUUACCAUGUUCUCCCAAUUUACAUCAGAGCCCUUCACAGUGGAACCCGUGAGAAUAGUGUCAGAGCACAACAACGAAACUCGACAGACCCCCGAUCUUACGCCCCGGUCCGCUCAAGCCAGUGUGUCUUACAUUAAUCAAUGUUGCGGUCUCUCCCUCUCCGCCACAGAAAUUUGCAAUCUCCUCAAGCGCAUGUCCUACUUUGCCGAACCAUCCAAAACGUCCCCAGAUCUGAUCGACGUCCAAGUCCCAGUAACCCGCGCAGACGUACUCCAUCAAGCAGAUAUCAUGGAAGACGUCGCCAUCGCCUACGGCUUCAAUGAACUUCCGCGGUCCUUCCCCAGCAAAUCCGGCACAGUCGCCCAACCCUUACCCGUAAACAAACUUACCGACAUCAUCAGAACAGAGGCCGCGAUGGCCGGCUGGUCCGAAGUCAUGCCUCUUAUCCUCUGCUCACACGAUGAGAACUUUGCCUGGCUGAACCGCAAGGACGACGGCAAUACAGCCGUCAAGCUUGCGAAUCCCAAAACGAUAGAGUUUCAAGUCGUCCGCACGAGCCUGCUGCCGGGCCUGUUGAAGACGAUUAGUGAAAAUAAGCAUCAUGCGAUUCCCAUGAAGAUCUUUGAGGUUAGCGACGUUGCGUUCAAGGAUGUUUCUCUUGAGCGUAAGAGCAGGAAUGAGAGGCAUUUCGCUGCGGCCUGGUAUGGGAAGAACAGUGGGUUCGAGAUUGUGCAUGGGUUGCUUGACAGGGUUAUGGCGAUGCUGAAGACUGCGUUCAUUAUUGGAGAGGAAGGGCUGGAUAAUCCUUCGAUGGGGAAUGCUACUUAUUGGAUUGAAGAGUUGGAAGAUCCGACAUAUUUCACCGGCCAUGCAGCCUCCGUACACGUCAGCAUUUCCGGAAAGGAUCACAUCAUUGGUUCCUUCGGGAUUUUGCAUCCGACAGUGCUUGAGAAGUUCGAGUUGAAAUACCCCGUCAGCACACUGGAGAUUAACAUUGAGGCGUUCCUAUGAGGAAUUUGAGUAUGAUUUAUCAGAGGAAGUAUUCGCCCUUGGGGCUGUUUCACGAUGUAGAACGAAUCGUGGGUAUGAAUGAUGACGAUGAUAAUUGAAAAAAGAGAAAAGAGAAAAGGGGCACGUGGGCUUAUUGACAAAAAUCAACGGGGUCGCAUCGCGCAGGCACAGCCAGAGCUAGAGCUGGAAUAGAAGAAUACCUAGAUAUGAAUGCAUUGUUUUUGGCUUCUUAAAUCAUUUCUUUGCAUUGGUUGCUUUUAGCGAGCGGUGACGCGACUGUGGGUGAUAGAUAAAAUAUUCAUACCCAGGUAGUAAUCCGUGCUCACCAUAUACAGAGUGGUAAGGAAUUUAUACGCAGGAAGAUUUCGUGCAGAUUUUAUCACUGCGACUCUCCUUUCUCAUUCUCACUUCGGAGAGAAUCAAUCAAUCAUCCCGUGGCAGAGGGACCCAUAUACGCACCAUCACACACGUGUCAACAGGGAUCAGUCGAGGUUUCCAUCCCCUUGAGCAGCAAACCUAAUGGACAAGGGAGAAAGCAGAAGCUAAUCAAACAAAACCGGCAGAGGGAAAAUAAUCUUGUAUUUAUUUUGCGCCAAACAGACCAUCAACACAUGACCCUUGGGGAGGGGGGGAAAAAAAAGAAAAAAAAAGAAAAAAAAAUUAGAACAUUUUAACAGAACAUCAGAAAAAGAGCUCCAUUCAUCAUUAACGAACAAAAAUUUACUCCUGAACCCCUUCCACUACACCUUCGGCACCAGCAACCUGACCCGCAGCCUCCGCCUCCUGCUGCUCAGCCAAUCGCUGCUGCUCCGCCAACUGCUGGGCCGCAAGAGCCUUGGCGCCGUAGUCCUGGCUGAGUGGUUGCAGGACGGGCUGCUCCUCCUUGGGCUCAAUGAUGGUGACGGAAUCCGGGAGGGAUUUCUGAGGACCCGAUUUGCCUUCGGGGUCGCUGCCGCGCAUGAUUUUGACUUUGAUACCGAGGACACCCUGGCGGAGGAGGACGUGGCGGGUGGCGCUGUCGAUGAAGUCGCGGACGGGUUGGCCGGAGUGGAUCAUGAAGCCGUCCUGUAUUGAGUUGGUUAGUUGAUGUUGAUAUUCAGGGGAAAUCCCACCGUGCUGCGCGUGCGUGGAUCUGGGAAGUGGAAUUUUGAGGUGAUGGAAUGGGGAUGCGGAUGGGAUUGAGGAUAGGUAGGAGUAGAUUUCAACCAAAUGCCUCCUAGCUCCCCAUAUGUUUUCCUGCUGACCAAAAGAAAAUCGUACUGCUAAAAUAAAUAAAAAAUGUAAUGUAAUGGAUGAACAUACGGUGAACUUCAUGCUCUUAGCACGGGCAGCUCUCAGCUUCCCAGACACAACAACCUCGCAACCCUUGGCACCGCUCUCC
Molecule: messenger RNA, 3439 nt
Organism: Blastomyces gilchristii SLH14081
Lineage: Eukaryota; Fungi; Ascomycota; Eurotiomycetes; Onygenales; Ajellomycetaceae
Product: phenylalanyl-tRNA synthetase, beta subunit
Exons: 9
Coding region: 256-2058 (600 amino acids)
Biological process (GO): phenylalanyl-tRNA aminoacylation
Cellular component (GO): cytoplasm; phenylalanine-tRNA ligase complex
Molecular function (GO): RNA binding; magnesium ion binding; phenylalanine-tRNA ligase activity
Source: RefSeq, a predicted model, not a curated record